GCGUACUGCGUAGCGGAGGCCAUGUUAAAGUUUAGUGAAGACUGGACGUGAUUCUCUAACGCCCUGUGUUUCUGCGUUCGUUUACGACAGUUUUAUAAUAUCGGCGUUUUUAAAACAAUCCGAUCCUAGGGAUCGGGCUUCGGAUGAUGAAUACCAGUCUGGACUUGUCUCGACGGAACCCGCAAGAAGAUUUUGAGCUCAUUCAGAGAAUCGGGAGUGGAACGUAUGGAGAUGUGUACAAGGCUCGAAAUGUCAGCACAGGAGAGCUGGCCGCCAUUAAAGUCAUCAAGCUGGAGCCAGGUGAGGACUUUGCCGUGGUGCAGCAGGAGAUUAUCAUGAUGAAGGACUGCAAGCACUCCAACAUUGUGGCCUACUUCGGCAGCUAUCUCAGGAGGGAAAAAUUAUGGAUCUGCAUGGAGCAUUGUGGAGGAGGAUCCCUACAGGAUAUUUACCAUGUGACGGGGCCUUUGUUAGAAUCCCAAAUUGCUUACGUGUGUCGGGAAACCCUACAGGGGUUGUACUAUCUCCACAACAAGGGCAAAAUGCACAGGGACAUAAAGGGAGCAAAUAUCCUGUUAACAGACAAUGGAUAUGUGAAACUAGCUGACUUUGGGGUCUCGGCCCAGAUCUCGGCCACCCUGGCCAAGAGGAAGUCUUUCAUCGGCACGCCCUACUGGAUGGCUCCAGAGGUGGCCGCUGUGGAGAGGAAAGGGGGUUAUAAUCAGCUGUGUGAUAUCUGGGCUGUGGGGAUCACCGCCAUCGAACUGGCUGAGCUGCAGCCUCCCAUGUUCGAGCUGCACCCAAUGAGGGCUCUGUUCCUGAUGAGUAAGAGCAAUUUUGUACCACCCAAACUGAAGGAUAAAGUGAAAUGGACCAAUAAUUUCCACCACUUUGUCAAAGUGGCCCUCACUAAAAACCCCAAGAAGCGUCCCACGGCGGAGAAAAUACUGCAGCACCCCUUCGUUUCCCAGCCUUUGAGCCGCACACUGGCCAUCGAGCUUCUGGACAAGGCCAGCAACCCAGACCACACUCCCUACAGCGACCAGGAGGACGACGACCCUGAGCCAGAGUCGCCUGUGUCAGUCCCUCAUCGGAUUCGCUCAACCAGCCGCAGCACUCGGGAGGGGAAAACUCUGUCAGAGAUCAACUUCGAUCAGGUGAAGUUUGACCCCCCCAUGAGAAAGGAGACGGAGCCCCAUCACGAAGCGGAUCUGGAGUACAACCAAGAUUCCCCAGGCCUGCUUGGUGGAAACAAGAGUCUGUUGAAGUCGGUGGAGGAGGAGUUACAGCAGAGGGGUCAUGUAACACACUUAGAGACUGGGGAGGAUGAUGAUGGUGAUGGUGAUGAUGAUGAGGAAGCCCCGCACACUACAAACACUACAAUAAAGAGACCCAAAGUGCCCCCACCACUUCCCCCUAAGCCCAAGUCUCUGUGUGCAACUCCGAAUCAUAAUGGGCCGAUCGACGAGGAGGGCGGCAGCGACGGCACCAUCAAGCGCUGCCCCCCAGUGUCCCCCUGCCCCACGCCCCCUUCUCGGCCCGCGCCCUGCGUGCCCCCCCGACCCCCGCCUCCGCGCCUGCCCCCGCACCGCCGCAGCAGCCUAGGUAAAGUGGCGUCCGACAGCAGGGAGAGCGCUCCGACUAAGACACGCGUGGGCGCCGAGCGAGGGGGAGACGAGGACACGUUUAGCUUUUGGCAGUGGCUGCAUGCUGAGGAGCAGGAGCAGGAGGAGGAGGAUGAGGAUGAGGAGCAGAGAGUGGUGAAGGAGGUGGUGGUGGUGGAGGAGGAGGAUAAGGAGGUGGAGGAGGAAGAAGACUGUAAUGGAGUCAGCCCCUCCCAACAGAAUGGAGAAAAAGAGAGGCAGUCCACCCUGCCAACUAUUCCCCUCAGAAGAGAAAAGAAAGAUGUUCCGAAACCCAUCUGUAAUGGCUUGCCCCCGACUCCUAAAGUCCAUAUGGGAGCAUGCUUCUCAAAGGUGUUCAAUGGCUGCCCUCUGAAAAUCCACUGUGCCGGUUCCUGGAUAAAUCCGGACACGAGGGAUGAGUAUUUGAUCUUCGGAGCGGAGGAAGGGAUCUACACCCUGAACUUGAACGAGCUGCAUGAGAGCUGCAUGGAGCAGUUGUUUCCACGGCGAUGCACAUGGCUGUAUGUUAUGAACAACUGUCUGCUGUCCAUAUCUGGCAAAGCCUCUCAGCUCUACUGCCAUAACUUGUCUGGUCUGUUUGAGCAAGCUCGGCAGAUGCAGAAGCUGCCUGUUGCCAUACCAACACAUAAAAUCCCAGACAAAAUCAUUCCAAGGAAAUUUACUGUGUCCAACAAGAUUCCAGACACGAAAGGGUGCCAGAAAUGCUGUGUAGUGAGGAACCCCUACACAGGUCAUAAGUACCUGUGCGGAGCCUUCCAGUCGAGUGUGAUACUGCUGGAGUGGGUGGAACCCAUGCAGAGGUUCAUGCUCAUCAAGAGUAUUGAGUUUACAUUGCCGUGUCCACUGGAGGUAUUUGAGAUGCUGGUGGUGCCCGACUACCAGUACCCACUCAUCUGCCUGGCGGUCAGCAAGGGCAGCGUACCUGACCAGGUGGUGACCUUUGGCACCAUCAACCCCAGCCUGACCACACCCACCUUCACUGAGUCAAAUACACCGCAGACCUGCGUCAUCCAUGUCACCCAGCUAGAGAGGGACACCAUCUUAGUCUGUCUGGACCGCUGUAUAAAGAUGGUGAAUUUAGAAGGCAGACUGAAGUCCAAUAGAAAGCUGUCGGCAGAGCUCACCUUUAACUUCCAGAUUGAGGCAAUAGUGUGUCUUCAGGACAGCGUUUUGGCUUUUUGGAGGCAUGGAAUGCAGGGUCGGAGUUUCAAGUCAAACGAGAUCACUCAGGAGAUCUCCGACAGCACUCGCAUCUUCAGACUGCUGGGGUCUGACAGGACGGUGAUCUUGGAGAGCCGACCCACAGACAACCCCACGGCUCACAGUAACCUGUACAUACUUGCUGGCCAUGAGAACAGCUACUGACCCCCUCACCCCACCCCAGCCCACCUCACCAACGGGACACUCUCCGUUAUCCCCAGCCAGCCUACUGAGCCCCCCCCCCCCCCCCCCCCCCCCCGACUCGCAGCGAUCGGAGCUCGCAGACGACCGUUCCAGUCCGCGGAGACCUUAACAACUCCCCGGGCCAUGCCGCCAAAAGUAUACUACACAACAGAUACAGUAUAGCUAUUCUGCAGCUACCCGACUACCACUACAUGCCCUGAUUUACACUACACUGACGCUUAGGAAGACCUACACACGGCGAUGACCCAAAGUCAAAUGCCAAGCUGAGCAAAGCGAACAACGACAACAAACUUAGACACUACAGCAAAAAUGUGAAAAAUCGCACACACUCUUCAGCUAGCUAGUUCAGCGGCAAAAAUUACAAAUACUCUUCCCAAGGCAUAGUACAACCAGACAUUAGCGACUGCCGUUGUGUAUAACACUAUGUGGGAUCCUAAGGGGGUUGCUUGUUUUCGCGUAUAUUCACUUCUCUUUUUUUUUUUUUUGUCUUUUGGCAUGCAACGCAGAAGUGCCCCGCCUUAAUUGUGAUUCCCUGAGGUGGAGUUGCUGCCUCUGCCUUGGGAGAGUGCGACUCUUUUGCCACAUGAACUAAGCGGAGCACUCCAAGUAAAAAUUCUUGUCGUAAUUGUGUAGCUCUCAGAGGGACCACACUAAAAAAAAGCAUGAGUGUCGUUAACUGUAUCAUAAUACGGUGCGCGUGCAUAUAUGAACAUACGUUUGAAAAACAGAACAAACAAAAAAAAUAAAAAAAUAACUAGCUGGUGUGAUAGCGUAGUCCUGGAGGUACAACCCCCCCGAAAAAGAACUAGCUGUUUCUAACUAGUGUAAUCUUUUACGUGGUAGCUCACUAAAGCAUGGUUGUCGUAACAUUGUAGUUCACGCUGAGAGAGAGUGAACCGGUGGCAGGUGGAGACUUUUGAGACUUUUUCUGACCCUGCUGUUCUGAGGGUCUGGCGAGGGUGAAGACGGCUACGGGUGUCUCUGUUUUCACGUCCGUAUGUCGGAGCCCGGUCCUGACACAGUCGCAGUUGGCUACACAGGGCGUGGUUGUAACUGUUUACUGACGCAGUUAGCAUUCAUAGAAGCGAUGGACGCCUGGUGUCACAACAUGUCCUCCGUGAUCUUGUCAUGUUUGUCUUUACCCAUCGAAAAAAAAAAAGGUUCUGUUUCGUUUUUUGUCAUUAGAUGCACAAACUACAGUGGAGUACCCCUAAUUUAUCUUAUGUAGUAAGAAAGAAAAGUCACCUUGAGACAUCUUUUAAGACAGUUUAAUUGUCGAAGUCAGAGGUCUCGAUUUGCUUUUAUACUUUAUUCAAAUUUUUACUUUCACUUUCAUUUUUUAUUAAUCGAAAGCCAUUUGUCACCUUGUCUGUGUUUUUAAUGCUUGUUUAAUCACUGGUGUUAAAAAUUUGCACAAAAAAGGUUUCUUUGAAAUGUGAGCAUGUCCGUGUGUCUGUGUGCGUGUUUGUGUGCGUGUUUGUGUGCCGGUGUGUGUGCUUGUAUGUGUGCGUGCGUGUGUGUGUGUGUGUGUGUGUGUGUGUGUGUGUGUCUACACCUAUAUGCAACACUUGCAGACAUACUGUACUCAAGUAUGGAUCUCCUCACAUUGUGUGUAUGAAUACUCUCACCAGUUCCAUGUGGUCAUCAGAAAGCUGUGACUUGGAAGCUAGUUGUUCACAUUUCUGUUACUGAAAAGCAAACCAUGACAGUGAAGGUGACUUUAAUUAGCUUUCGUCAUGGUUAUUGAUUCACUUUACACUUAACACAAAUCAGCAUCUUUAGCCAAAAUGCUGUUUAACUUAUUUCAAUGCAUUAUCCAACCAUGUAAAACACUAAAGCAUUCCUUUGAAAUCAGUAGCUUGAGUAUAUAAAUAUUACACUAAGGUGUAAUGCCAAACUCUAUUCAUUUGAUUCAUGGCCAAAAUUUCCUGGGUGUUGCUACCUCGUGUGGAAAGCAAAGAGUGAAAUAGGUGUUGAUUGAGUCGAUGAGAUUCAUAUCGCUCUGGAUGUCCACCAUCAGAUGUUCAAUAAUUGUGAUCAAAGUAGAUCAAACUACAUCACCACAUUUAACCGUUUUAUAUUGCAAUGCAUAUGACCUUGUACAUAGUGUAAGAUAAAAAUCAGUUUUACAGACUGUAUAAUUGCCUCUAUUUUGUUUCCAAUGUGAAACAGAUUUAUGAAACAACCUAACUCAUUAAAAGACAGAAGUGAAA
This is a messenger RNA of Alosa sapidissima (American shad), 5263 nucleotides long. RefSeq names its product mitogen-activated protein kinase kinase kinase kinase 3b (gene map4k3b). The record is from RefSeq and is a predicted model, not a curated record. The transcript is spliced from 33 exons. NCBI's taxonomy places the organism in Eukaryota, Metazoa, Chordata, Actinopteri, Clupeiformes, Clupeidae. Gene Ontology annotation, biological process: protein phosphorylation. Bases 144 to 3011 code for a protein of 955 amino acids. Gene Ontology annotation, molecular function: ATP binding; MAP kinase kinase kinase kinase activity.